Striga asiatica is the source of this 555-nucleotide messenger RNA. Lineage: Eukaryota; Viridiplantae; Streptophyta; Magnoliopsida; Lamiales; Orobanchaceae. The record is from the annotation of a GenBank genome assembly.
AUGAAAUCUGCGCACAGGGAGAGGGAGUCAGGGAUGGACAGUUGCUCAAUUCGAUCGCGGAGAGCUCAAUAUUGCCGAACAAUGGUCAGGGCUUGGGAGAAGCCGCGGCCCGACGGAAAUCGAGGCUCGAUGUUGCCGGAGGUCAAGGCCCGUCGGAGGUUAGUGCAGCCCAGACGUCGCGGUGUUUCUGCACUAUGCGAUGCCGUCGAAAGCUUGGGCUUGUCGGACGAUAGUCGAGCGUGCGAACGGUCGCCGGUCGGAGCUUUGAACGCCGGGAGAUUGUCGCCGGCUACGUGCGCUCGAAGCCGCUGGAAGAGGUUCACCGGAGCGGCGCCGACGAAGGGCUCAACAGGUGGGAGACCAUGGCGGCCCACGCGAGCACCGCCGAGAACCUCGAGGUUUGAAGCAGCGCUGAGGGUGCUCCGCCGGAAUAUCACUUUCUCCACCACCGACGUAGUCUGUCACUGCCCACCACUACCACCAUUACCAGAUUUCGGCGUAGUUCGCCGAAAAUCUUCAACAGGUUUGCCGCUGCUCAUGAACAUGAAAGACUGA